AUGAGACGGGCAACGAUUUCGGAGGAGGGAGGAAAGGAGGGUGAAGAGGAGGGAGAAGAGGAGGGAGAAGAGGAGGGAGCAGAGGAGGGUGAAGAGAAAGGGGCAGAGGAGGGGGCACAGCUGGGAUCACAGGUGGGAGCAGAAGAGGGAGUGGAGGAGGGAGCAGAGGAGGCAGAAGAGGAGGGAGAAGAGGAGAGAGCAGUAGAGGGAGCAGAGGUGGGAGCAGAGGAGGGAGCAGAGGAGGGGGCAGAAGAGGGAGUGGAGGAGGGAGCAGAGGAAGGAGCAGAGGAGGGAGCAGAGGAAGGAGCAGAGGAGGGAGCAGAGGAAGGAGCAGAGGAGGGAGCAGAGGAAGGAGGCAGAAGGAGGGGAGCAGGGGAGGGAGCAGAGGAGGAAGCAGAGGAGGGAGAAGAGGAGAGAGCAGAGGAGGGAGCAGAGGAGGAAGCAGAGGAGGGAGAAGAGGAGAGAGCAGUAGAGGGAGCAGAG
Molecule: messenger RNA, 483 nt
Organism: Closterium sp. NIES-65
Lineage: Eukaryota; Viridiplantae; Streptophyta; Zygnematophyceae; Desmidiales; Closteriaceae
Source: the annotation of a GenBank genome assembly